CUUAAAAAUAUAGUUCAUAACUUACUAGUUCAUCCAAUACAAGUGGAAGUUUUGUUUUGCUAAUAAAAUACUAGCUUAUUCGAUCUAACGAGCUCGUUAAUAAACUGAGCUGAGAUGUUAAUUUAACUUAUGACAAAUUAAAAUAAAUCAAACUAAACUAAACACGAGUCGAACGAACUUACAAACUUCACCUACCAGACCUAGUCAGCCGGAAGGCUGUGUCGACUCGAAUCAUUCGCUUGAUCCCUCUAUUUUACGCGAAUCACUCGGGCACAGUUCGUACGCCACGCGCCCACGUCCGGGUCCGUCCAUUCUGCUCUCACCCUCGGGUCUUGGCCAUCGGGGAAGAGCACGAGGCUCUCAACGCGUCAGCGACUCAGCGUCAUAUUUCUGAGUUCUCGCUUCUCACUUGUGCCCAGAUGCCGGCCCUUUCCUUUUCGGGAUCUCCUCGGUGACCUAGAUCGGAUGGACCCGCCGCCGGCGACGCGCGCGGCGUCCAGGCGGCGGGACCGCCGACGGCGCCUGCGGCAGCGGCAGCGCGCAGCUGCAGCCACGAAAACGAAGGUCGGUGCGGCCGUGCUGGCCGUGGAGCCGCAGAGCGCAGCAGUCACAACCCCGGUGGCUUCGAUCGGUCCUGCUGCCACGCCGGCGUCGAGGGGCAGGAAACGGCGGAGGCCUCGUAGACGGCGUGGCCGGAACGCGGGCGCGGCUGGGGUGUCGGACGAACCACCGGCUGCGUCCCCCGUUCCCGUUCCAGAUGCCCCGCAAGCAAGUUGCAAUUUGGAAGCAAUGGCAUCGCGUCUGAGCGAUAAUGUGCUGCAAACUAUGACUGAGAAGAUAAUGAGGUCAGAUAAAACAAGCAAGAGAAAUUUUCAGCACGGAAAUGAGGCGCUAAAAGAUUCUGUGGCUGAAGGUGCUGCCUGCUCUUCUCUUGCCCGUCGUGAACAUUCUACCAGAGAAAAUGGAGCCUCAAGGAGUAAGAUACUUAAGAGAUCCAAUGUAAAAUCCCCAGUUGAUAGUUGCACUGAACAAGGAACUGAUAUGGAUUAUCACAAGAUGAAGAGUGCCGAUUUGCUAGGGAACCUGGAAGAAGUGUACCAGGAAAGAACGUGUCUUGGUUACUGCUCUUCGCAGAAGUUGGAAGAAUAUUGGGAAAAUGAAAAUGUAUCUUCUCUCAACUCCAGCAGUUUACAGGCGGGAAAAAAGAGAAAGAAAAGAAGAGGCAGGAAAAAGCACAAUCGUCGCAAGAAAGCUAAUUUACAGGAUUCUCCAGCAUCAACUGCUGCUGAUAAUUCUGGUUUGGUGACGUUUUCUGAGAACUGUACUUCAGCCCUUAAACUAGAGGAACAGAGGAAGAAGCAAGAUCAGAACAAGACAUCCAUGACUAACUUACUUUUAAUCAACAAUGCAAAGAGAUCAGAACCAUUUGAUGUGAAUUUGGAAGGCGCUAUUGAAAAGAGCUGUGAACUGGCAAAGAAUAGUUUUGACAACACAUUAGAAAAUAGGUAUGAACUGGCAAAGAAUAGUUUUGACAACACCUUAGAAAAUAGGUAUGAACUGGCAAAGAGUAAUUCUGACUACAUAAAUAUGGUAAGAAAUGGAUUACAAGAGCAAGACUUAGCAUGCUUGUCAAACAGUCACAAUGUUAACUACCUGAAGCCUUCCCAUUUGGCUGAGGAAUAUACAGAAAAACUCAAACAUGUCUUUUCACUGGGAAAGUCCUUAAGGCCUCCGAAGAAAAAGCUUCUCAUCUUAGAUCUUAAUGGUUUACUUGUGGAUAUCAACGAAGACUACCACAACGCUCACAUGGCUGAUGCCAAGGUUCGAAGAAAAUUAGUAUUCCGAAGGCCUUACUGCGAUGAUUUUCUCAACUUUUGUGCUCUGAAUUUUGAGCUAGGCAUAUGGUCCUCAAGAAAAAAAGAAAAUGUUGAUUCGGUUGUUAAUAUUGUUAUGAGUGAAUUCAAACCACACCUACUGUUUUGUUGGUAUGUCCAGGACAUGUCUAAAUGCACAUUCACCGGACAUAAAACACUGGAGAAUAAGCACAAGCCAUUAGUGCUGAAGGAAUUGAGAAAACUAUGGAACGUGGAAGAACAAGAUCUUCCAUGGGAAGUGGGGGACUAUUCACCUUCGAAUACAUUACUAGUGGAUGAUUCCCCUUACAAAGCUCUGCGCAAUCCUCCGCAUACUGCCAUUUUUCCUCACUCCUACAGUUACUUAAACUGGAAUGACGAUUCGCUGGGUCCCAAUGGAGACCUUCGUGUGUAUCUGCAGAACCUAGCCGCUGCAGAUAAUGUUCAGCAUUUUGUUCGUGAUAAUCCGUUUGGUCAACCUUUCAUUACUGAGAGCGAUCCGCAUUGGAACUUCUAUGCUCAGAUUGCUGAUAGAGGGCGUGCACCCUUGACAUGUUGCGCUUGAACUCCCAAGGGUCGUGCUUUUUUCUGGGAGUUCUGUGGUUAUCCAUGAUCAAAAGAUCAUGAUCAGUAUACAGUGAUCUUCUCUGAGUAGUUUGCUUGUAUCCCUGUACUGAAGAUUACAGAGUUUCUGCUAUGGGUUUAAAUUGCAGGCUCUACGAAAGGUAUCAGACCAAAUGAAUGAAUUGUCUGACAUUAUCUCAGUCUCAAACUGUUUGCAGCCAUGCUUUUUUUUCA
Zea mays is the source of this 2651-nucleotide messenger RNA. Its product is annotated as Haloacid dehalogenase-like hydrolase (HAD) superfamily protein. The record is from RefSeq and is a predicted model, not a curated record. The transcript is spliced from 7 exons. Bases 466 to 2418 code for a protein of 650 amino acids. Lineage: Eukaryota; Viridiplantae; Streptophyta; Magnoliopsida; Poales; Poaceae.